Messenger RNA from Aspergillus ochraceoroseus IBT 24754, 590 nucleotides. RefSeq names its product cytidine deaminase. Gene Ontology annotation, cellular component: cytosol. The record is from RefSeq and is a predicted model, not a curated record. NCBI's taxonomy places the organism in Eukaryota, Fungi, Ascomycota, Eurotiomycetes, Eurotiales, Aspergillaceae. The transcript is spliced from 5 exons. The annotation marks the transcript as partial. Gene Ontology annotation, molecular function: cytidine deaminase activity; zinc ion binding.
UCUCGACUGCACCUCACUUUCCUCUCACAUAGAGAUACCCUUUUGGAUUCAACAAACAACAUGUCACUUCCCUCAACCGCAGUUUCCGCAGAGGAAUUAAAAACCCUCUCAUCAAAAGCUAUUGCCGCCAAGGAUACAGCUUAUUGUCCCUAUUCCAAUUUUCGCGUCGGAGCAUGUAUUCUCACCCAGUCGGGUGAGUUCAUUACAGGGGCCAAUGUCGAAAAUGCCUCAUAUCCUGUUGGCACAUGCGCUGAGCGAGUUGCCUUUGGGACGGCUGUUGUUGCCGGACACAAGCACUUCAAAGCAAUCGCUGUCGCCACGGAUAUCAAACCUGCCGCCUCGCCUUGCGGCAUGUGUAGACAGUUUAUGAGCGAAUUUACUUUCCCCUCGUUUCCGAUAUACAUGUAUGACGUGGACGGAAAUCAUACCAUUAUAACUAUGGGCGAGCUGCUUCCGAAGUCAUUUGGCCCAGGUGAUUUUCCCCGAUAAAUGAGAUCGAAAGGCGUAGUAGACCCCGGCUGCAUGAAUGAGUACGUGCUGGGCUUGAGUUUGGUUUUUUUUUUUUUUUUUUUUUUUUUCCCCGUUGUUUU